AUGUCCCGCGCUAGAUCACUCAAGCAGCCUAGGGCCGGUGUGCCAGGCACAUGUCCAGCGGGCAAGGUCUACUACAAAUGCCAGACCAACGGCUUUGACGGCUGCUGUACACAGGAUCCGUGUGACGAGCUGGGACCCGUUCCUUGUGUCGACGAUAUCGUUGCUCCGACCUCUUCCUCGAGCGUUACAGCAGACGACUCAGAUUCGACCACGAUGGGAACCACCACAACCGAGCCCCCGACCUCUAUCAAGACCUCUACGGCUGUGGCAUCCCCGAUGAGCACGGAUGCCUCAACCACGGAUACCUCAACCACCAGUGCCGAGACCACUACCCUGAUCACCAGCAUCAUGAGCACCACUGACGCGGCAGGCCUCCCGACUGCUACCACCCACACCGUUCUGGGACCAGCUCCAACCAGCGAAGCCCAGAACGCCGAGGAUGACGGCCCAUCCUCCUACAACAAAACCAAAGUUGCAGGUCUGAGCAUUGGUGCCACCAUCGCGGGGAUUUUCGUGCUCGUCGUCCUCUUCCUCCUGAUCCGACGCCAGCGUAUCAAGAUGCGCCAGGCGUCGAUCCGCGGUUCUACCCCCUUCGAUGAGAAGUCGUUGAUGGAUCAGACCCAGUCCAGCAGAGGAACUGACAACGGCGAGAACGACGUCUUUGGCCCAUUUGGAGGUCGAGCCGCAAGCCCUCGCAAGACCAGUCCCGAGAAGCAGUUAUACGCGGAGCUCGAUUCCAAAGACACCCAGCGCAGCGCCAGCCGUGGCAGCAGCACAAAGAAGCCGGGUUCCAAGACCAGAGACAGUGUCCAGCCGACACCCGUGACUCCCCUGACUCCCCCGAGCCAGUCGACCUCUCUGUUCCCCGCAGGCCAGUACAAGCCUCCGUCUCCUCUCAGGCCCAUGAACCACCCUCGCGUGCUGCGACCCGGUCACCACCACGACGCUCAGCUGUCUCUGCAGCAUGAGCUCGGCCGCGCCCAGUACCAGCGAGACAUCUCCGGUAGCUCGAACCUCAGUGCGACCACUUCCGAGCGCGGCAACCAGCACGCCAUGCACUGGUUACAGUUCGACAACGACAACAACCGCUGA
Messenger RNA from Anthostomella pinea, 1092 nucleotides. The record is from the annotation of a GenBank genome assembly. Lineage: Eukaryota; Fungi; Ascomycota; Sordariomycetes; Xylariales; Xylariaceae.